AUGGAUUUGAAUUCAAAUGCAGAUUUUCCCUCUAACAUUUCAACAGAGUUGAUUCAAUUGAAAAGGGAGUAAGUGAGGAAUUCCCAGAGGAAAGAAGACAUCCAAAACAAAUUGUUACAAAAAAGACAACAAUACAUCUAUUAAUAUGAAUAGUUGUAUCUAAAAUAAUAGGAACUCAGAAAAGAGGAACUUGCCUUAGUAUUCAACAAAUCGGUUGAAUAAGUCAAUGAUCACUUUUAUUUGAACGAAGUGACAGCCGCUCUGGAAAUCAUGGUCAAUUUGGAAUCCAAACUUGAGAAUCUCACAGAUAUCCCUGAACAAUUCUGUGUUAGCUCAUUUACAAAUGUUCUGAACCAAUUAGUGGCUCAAUUGUCAUCCAACAAUCAAUUAGAGUUCUACCUUUUAACUCUAUCCUUUGACUCCAUCAAUAUCUCCCUCUUUCCUUAAGAGUAAUCAGUCAUGAGUGACUAUCACUCCAAGACUCUGGAGUUGCUGAAAAAGGAGAGACACAGACACGCUUAACAUUUCCUUAUCAAACUAUAUUAAAAUAGUCCAUUGUGGUUUGAGGCACUCCUCUUCUAAGAGUUCUUCUAACUCAAUAAGAAAUUAUUUGAACUUCUACUCAAACACAUUGAUAACUAAACUGUUUGGGUCAUCCUGUCCUAAUUGAAAUUCGUUCCUUAUGACAACCUCAUAUUUUCAACCAUACUCAAAAACAUCUCAAAGAAAAAUGCCUUUCAACUCUUGAGAAAGACGCUGUGUCAGGAGGAGUACCAAUUAAAAUACAUCCAAGCUAAUAUCUUCUAUCUGUUUACUCAGGUAUUAUAAUAAUCAGAUGAUAAACAAUACUUCUUAAAUGAAGUUAUAGAUUGCAUCCUUAGUCUUUGCUGUCUUAAAUUUGAAUUGUUCGAGAAAGUCAUUACUUCCGGUUUGGCCCUUGUCAUAUCUGCUUAAUCGAUUAAGGAUUUCACUAAUGAAGGAGUCUAAAACUUACAAAGGAUUGUCUACUGGAUGUGCAGCAGUAAGAGCGAAUUAUUGAAGAGGAACAUUAAAGAAGGAAUAUGGUUUUAGAAUAUUUUCUUAAUCUUAAUGCAAUAGUAAUUGAAUCAUGUAGUCUAAAUUAAUACUUUGGAUAUAUUGAAAUAAUAGUUUAAAUCUGAUUUAGGUUGUCAUUUCAAAGAGUUUUUCAGAACUACAUAUCAAGUGCCAGAUAACAUAUAAACAUUGAUCGAAAGAUACUUAUGA
Paramecium tetraurelia is the source of this 1245-nucleotide messenger RNA. RefSeq lists its product as uncharacterized. The transcript has 4 exons. Lineage: Eukaryota; Ciliophora; Oligohymenophorea; Peniculida; Parameciidae. The record is from RefSeq and is a predicted model, not a curated record.